Phytophthora megakarya is the source of this 900-nucleotide messenger RNA. Lineage: Eukaryota; Oomycota; Peronosporomycetes; Peronosporales; Peronosporaceae. The record is from the annotation of a GenBank genome assembly.
AUGGUGAAAGAGGCUACCCAAGCGCGGAUCCAACAAGUGCUGGAAGCGGAGAAUGGGGAUCGAGGAUCACAGGAAGGUCAGGAGGUCGACCACCGAAAGACUUUGGAUCUGGAGGCGCCAGAUCCUACCGAAGCGGAUCCGCGUUGGAUCCAUGCCCAUCGAUCCUUCAGUGCACUCAAAGUCGAGAUCGCUACUACUCUGAUCCUACGGCACUUUGAUCCAGAUCGGAGGGCCACGGUUGUGGUAUAUGCUAGCGAUUGGGCCAUUUCGGGAUCAUUGAUGCAGGAAUACGACCAGAUCUACUAUCCCGUGAUGUUUGCAAGCCGCACUCUGAAGUCGAAUGAGCUAAACGAUGGCAUCGCGGAGAAGGGGGUAUUAGCCCUUCAGAGGACCCUGGAUCUUAACUACAAUGCACUGGUCGGACGUCCGAUCCACGUGUUGUCCCGACACUCAACAUUGGCGUGGCUCUUCAGAUCCACGGGAGGUCUGGGACAGUGGGCUGCUCUGUUGCCACCCUGGACUCUGGAGAUCACCAAGUGGGUUAAAGAAGAGGACGAUAUCUUAGGAUCAUUGGCUGCCACUAUUACCCCUAGAUCCGAAAUGGAUAAAACAUUGAUCUCUAUUGCCCCAAAAAAGGAACCAAGACGCAAGAUCCAAGCUCUGUUGAAAAAUCUGGAUCCGCGACGUCUGGUGAUCUGCGGAGUCUCGAACCUAGUGAUCCGACAAGUACGAAGUGAGAUCGAUUGUAAGGCACCAGAUCUGCAACUGUUACGCCAGCGGGCUUUGGAUCGACUACGUACUUGGCCAGACCAUGAGCUGUUACACGUCAAACGAGAUUGGAACGGGAGUGCUGACAGUUGGCAAGCACCGCUCUACAACGGCAAUGUGGGAUCGAGAUAG